Capsella rubella is the source of this 3071-nucleotide messenger RNA. Its product is annotated as receptor like protein 30. The record is from RefSeq and is a predicted model, not a curated record. The coding region runs from base 18 to 2966 and encodes 982 amino acids. Lineage: Eukaryota; Viridiplantae; Streptophyta; Magnoliopsida; Brassicales; Brassicaceae. The transcript has a single exon. Gene Ontology annotation, molecular function: protein binding.
UCUUAUGUAAUCAGAAAAUGAGCUUCCUUCUUCGUUCCAUCUCUUUCCUUUUUUUCGUUUCAUGUUUGCUAAACAGAUUUGUUUCUUCUACACAACACUUGUGUCAUCUUGACGAAAGGGAUGCUCUUCUAGAGUUUAAGACUGGGUUUUUGAUCAAGAAGCCUCUUUUGGACGUUGAUUCAGGUAUAAAGACAGAAUCUUGGGUGAUAAAAAGUGAUUGUUGUUCUUGGGAUGGCAUCACGUGUGCUGCUAAGUCGGGCAGAGUCAUCGGACUAGACCUUAGUUUCAACUACCUCUACGGCAAGCUCGAAUCCAACAGUAGUCUGUUUAAACUGCUUCAUCUCCGUGAUUUGAACCUUACUGGCAAUAAUUUCAACGGUUCGUCAAUCCCAGCUCAGUUUGAUAAGCUCAUGAAGCUAGAAACACUUGACCUCUCUGAUUCUUCACUUUCAGGCCAAAUUCCAGUCAACCUUCUUCAGCUAACCAAGUUGGUGUCUCUCCAUCUUUCUUCUAGUUUUUACCCUGAUUCUUCUUCUUCUUUAUCUAUUGAUGAAUCUUUUCUUCAUCUACUUGCUCAAAAUUUGAGGAGUCUUAGAGAACUCGAUAUGAGCAAUGUAAACAUUUCUUCAAAAAUCCCCCAUGAGUUUUCAAAAAUGCGAUCUCUAAGGUCACUAGAUCUUAGCUACUGCAACCUCUGUGGAAAAUUUCCAAGUAGUGUUCUUCUGAUACCCAGCCUACAGUCCAUUAGAUUAAUCAACAAUCCAAAUCUGAGAGGCAAUCUUCCCUCUUUUCGUGAGAAUAAUUCUUUGCUACAUCUGACCAUUAAACUAACAGCUUUUUCUGGUCCCAUACCCGACUCCAUUAGCAGCCUCAAACAUUUGAUUUCUUUGACUCUUUCCUUUUCUCAUUUCACAGGGAAGAUUCCAUUUUCACUUGGGAACCUUUCUCAUCUCUCUAUCCUUAAUCUUGGUUGGAAUUUUAAUCUUGUUGGUGAAAUUCCAUCUUCAAUUGGCAAUUUAAAACAGCUGACCAUUUUUUAUGUUAGUGGUAACACGCUCAGUGGAAACUUGCCAGCUUCAAUACUCAAUUUUACCCAACUACGUGAACUCUGGCUCUCUCCAAAUCAGUUCACUGGUUCUCUUCCACCAAUCAUUAGCCAAUUCUCCAAAUUAGAGAGUUUUGCGGCUGAUGCCAGUUCUUUUAACGGAGCCAUUCUUUCAUCCCUAGUCAAGAUUCCCUCUUUGACCAAAAUCUUUUUGCGUUAUAACCAAUUCAACGACUUUGCUGGGAUUUCAAAUAUCUCUCUCUUACCUAAUUUACAAACAAUUUCUAUUGGGAGUAGAAAUUACAACAAAGUCUAUGAUUCAGAAGUUAACUUAAAUGUCUUCUUGCCUCUCAAGAAGCUAGACUGGUUAUCUAUAUAUGGCAUCCCUCUUUCAACAGCAAACAUCACUCUUGAUUCGGAUUUCCCAUCAAGUUUGGAAUAUUUAGUUUUGAGUGGCUGCAACAUCACUAAGUUCCCUGAGUUCGUAAGAUACGAAAGAAAUCUACAAAAACUAGAUCUUUCCAACAACAAAAUCAAAGGUCAAGUACCAGACUGGUUGUGGAGACUGCCAAAAUUGGAGCAUGUGAGUCUCUCUAAGAACUCUCUCAGCGGUUUCAAUGGAUCCUUAAAAGUUUAUCUUGAGAGUCAAAACAGUUUUGUUGAUCUAAGCUCAAAUGCUUUCCAAGGACCACUCUUCAUCCCAUCCUCUAAGCAUCUCCAAUAUUUUUCGGGUUCUAAGAAUAACUUCACUGGAGAGAUUCCUCAAUCAAUAUGUGGAGUAAACUCUCUAGAGGGCCUAGAUCUAUCAAACAACAACCUCCAUGGUUCAAUUCCCUGGUGUUUAGAGACUCUGGUGAUGACUUCUCUUGCAUAUCUAAAUCUCCGUAACAACAGACUUAGCGGAAUUCUUCCUGAAAUAUUUCAUCACGCCAAGAGUUUAAUGUCACUUGACGUCAGUCACAACCGAUUAGAGGGAAAAAUACCAGCUUCUCUUGUUGGUUGCUCUGCUUUGGAAGUUUUGAACGUGGGAAGCAACACAAUCAAAGACAUGUUUCCCUUCCACUUGAAUUCUCUGCAGAAACUUCAAGUCCUUGUCCUACACUCUAACAGGUUUCAUGGUACAUUACGUAAUGCUGAUGGGGUUUGGUUUGGAUUUCCUCAUCUGAAAAUCAUUGAUGUAUCACACAAUGACUUCUCCGGUACAUUGCCAUCAGAUUACUUUUUGAAUUGGACUGCGAUGUACUCCAAGAGAGAUAAUAAUAUGGAACUGGAGUACAUUUGGGGUCCUUCAGAAGCAGGCUACUACUCACUUGUGUUGAUGAAUAAAGGAGUGUCAAUGGAGAUGGAACGUAUCCUUACAACCUACACAGCCAUUGAUUUUUCAGGAAAUCAACUCCAUGGACCAAUUCCUGAUUCCAUUGGUCUCCUUAAGGAACUUCAUAUUCUCAACAUGUCAAGCAAUGCUUUCACGGGGCACAUCCCAUCUACUUUGACAAAUUUGACGAAUCUGGAGUCACUCGACCUAUCCCAAAACAAGAUUUCUGGUGAGAUUCCUCCUGAACUUGGGACCCUCUCAUCUCUAGAAGUGAUAAAUGUUUCACAUAAUCAGCUUGUAGGUUCCAUACCACAAGGCACACAGUUUCAACGACAAAAAUGCUCCUCCUACGAAGGAAACCUGGGGCUUAAUGCUCUUUCCCUUAAAGAUGUUUGUGGAGAUAUCAAAGCGCCAACACAAUCGGAACUGGUGGAGACAAAAGAAGAAGAAGAGGAAGAAGCAUUGAGUUGGAUGGCAGCAGGUUUAGGCUUUGCACCUGGAGUUGUAUUUGGACUAGUGAUGGGACACAUAGUGGUUUUGUACAAACAUGAGUGGUUCAUGAAAGUUUUUGGCAGAAGGAAGCAACGAACCAUUAGAGCCCGUUAACGCAUUGUUGUUCUCGACGAAGUUUGUGUAUCUAAUAACAUCAUAAAUAAUUUGUUGUAUUUUAUGAAGAAAAAGCGACCGUGUGUGAUGAUCAAUUUUUAUGUA